Messenger RNA from Rodentolepis nana, 3717 nucleotides. The record is from the annotation of a GenBank genome assembly. Lineage: Eukaryota; Metazoa; Platyhelminthes; Cestoda; Cyclophyllidea; Hymenolepididae.
AUGACAGAAUUUGAGUCCCUCGCCAACAGCGUAAUCGACAGUUGUCCAGAUGGAGGCUGGGGCUGGAUCGUCGUAUUCGCCUCCUUUGUUUGUAUGAUCCUUGUGGAAGGCAUUUGUCUCUCCUACGGCCUUCUAGUUGCUCCCAUCUGCCCUGGAAACAGUCUUCGUGCAGUGGGUCCAUCUACUCGCUUCGCAUCUCAAUCACCAUCCGGUGUGGCAACUGCUACCUCUCUGGGAAUUGUAUGGUCAACUAAAGCGAGGUUAGUACCCAUCCGGCCGGGGUCUUGUGUCGGGGUCUCUGAGAUGGGUGAGUUGCUAAAGACACAGUCGAGAAUGGCUCUCAUGGCUCCCGGUGGAAUGCUAAUGGGCUUGUAUAUUCUUCUUGGUCCCCUGGCAAGCGCACUGAGCAAUCAAUUCGAUUUUCGGCCAGUUGCUAUGGCGGGUGGCAUUAUAGCAACCAUCGGUCUCUUUGCUUCCGCCUUCUCAACAAAUAUCAUCGUUUUUUGCAUCACACUUGGUGGUAUUGGAGGCAUUGGUUUUGGACUGAUUUACUUGCCGGCAAUAGCCACCGUUGGUCAUUGGUUCAAACAUCGUCGACCUUUUGCGGUGGGACUGGCACUCUGCGGGAGUGGAGUGGGCAGCGUAAUCACCGGCCAAGUCUUUCCGCUUCUAAUCAACGAAUUCACCUGGAGUGGGGCUCUUGUUGUUCUUGCGGCUUUCUGUGCGCAGAUUAAGUGCUCUCAGAAACUGCGUCGGCAAGCUGCCAAGGAGAAGGAGCGUCAGUUGGUUGCUAAGCAGAAGUCACAGGGGAAUGCGAAACGGCCUCGAACAGACCGCGAUGAAUCCGCCAUGAAGGCGAAAGCACAAAACCAGGCUAUUAUGCGUGCUCAAGCUUCUCAAGCACGAGCCGCCAAGAAAGCUCUCAAGGCUCAAAAAGCACAGCAGAGGAGGGUAAUCUAUCGUGGGUCCAUAAUGCAACGCAUCAUCGAGGAGAAGCGCCGUCAACGAACAGUUUCCGUUGGCAGUCUUGAUGGCAUGGUGAUUACCCGUGACAAUGAAUUGAUCGCCGGUCCUCUUGUGGCUGAUAGACCCCCACUCUUGACCGCGGCAUCUAUCGCGCGGAUUUCAGAGGCGGUGGUGCGGAAAAUGGAAACCCGACUAUCAAACGUCGCCUGCGCUUUAGACGGGAGUGCUUGUGCUGAUGGGGAAACACCCAGUAGAUGUGAUUCUAAUGUUUCACAACCGUCGUUGGCGAGAAAGAGCUCACAUGCUGGAUCUGGACUCUUUCGUCUGAACCUCGUUCGCGAAAGCUUGCCCCAAUUGGUACAGGACUACGUCCAAUCUCAAGCUUCCAUCGCUGUACAGAAUUACAUGGCUAAACAGCUUAACCAAUCAGGUGGUGGCGCUAACUUCUCUACUCCUACUGGGACUGUCGCAGCCACUGGGAUGGCUUCCGCAAAUCCUACUCCUGGUCCUGGUUAUGACAAUAUCACUGCUCAUUCCUCAAAUUCGAGAAUUCGAUCAGUCAGUAAUGCUACCAGUAUCUACCAGACCGGUGGCAAUAGUACCCCUCAGACACAAAAGUGUCUUAGUCUGCGUCGGACAAUAUCGGAUGCUUCUAUUACCUCGUCAAAUCGUGGGGGCGUUGUAAUUCCUCCUGAAAUUCAACAAGAAGUUGCUGAAAUUCUGGAUGAAGAAGUAAGAGCAGAGGUACAACACCGUCUUAGAAGAGAGCUUAUGCGACCUCAAUACAAGAAGGAUCUGUUCUUCACAGGAUCUGCCCAACAGUUGGAUCAUACGCCAGUGUCUGCUAUACCUCUGGGAGAUGCUGGUACCCUUUGGACAACUCGCGAUCACUCAAACUGGGAUAUAGGUCCAGUUUCUCACAAUGCUACUAACGCAAAUAACACCAUAUCCACUAGCCCGAAUCCCGCCGUCUCUAUUCGCGGAUUCAAUCCAGAGACGGAUAGCACAACCGCCGGUACUCCUAUCAUCCCUAUUAACACUGCCGCCAAUGUAAAUUCGACUGGGGCUCCUUCUUCAGCUAAAAUAUCCCAGGGAAAGGGAGAAACGUCUAUGAUGGACUUUGAGGAAGGCGAAGAGAUGAUGUCUCUGAACAUACCCCAAGAAGAUGGUAAUGAAGAGAAUGGUGGCAGGAGGAAACGCUGCGAUUGCCUCUCCAGUCCCAUUAUGGCGUUCCUGGAGGAGUUACUUUCUCCUGGACUCUUGCUUAGUCCAACAUUCAUUUGCUUGCUCCUUUCCAAUGUAUUUACUAUGUGGGGUCUUCUGGUACCAUACCUGAUGAUUCCAGAUAUAGUUGCUGAAAAUAACUGGACUCUGCAUGAAGCGGGUUCUAUCAUCUCCUACAUUGGAUUCGCAAACACCAUCGGACGCUGUAUUGCCACACUCUACAUAGAGAAAGCCUGGUCUAGUCACUACAAAUGGCUCGACUGUCUGCGUGUAAAUGUGGCUUCCCUUCUAUUAGCUGGGGUGGCUUGUGCUAUUCUUCCCAUUGCCGGACGUAGUUACAACUGCAUUGUCGCUAUGGGCAGCUUCUUUGGCCUCUUCUCCGCCGUCGUUGUGUCUCUAAAGAGUAUCCUUGUCGUUGAGCUCUUUGGAUUGGAUAAAUUAACCAAUGCAUUUGGCCAUAUGCUGGUUGUGCAGGGCUUAUCAUGCGUAAUGGGUGCAGUCAUUGGUGGUCACAUUUUCGAUGUUCUGGCCUCUCGAGCGCCACAUUUUCUACCUUGGGCUGGUGAUAAAGCUCCCCUUGUUUAUGCAUCUGAAGCAACUUUCUUCUUUGCUGCAGGCUCCUUUCUCCUGGCUGCCAUAUUCGCAGCACCCCUUAGAGCUCUUUCAAAGAAGGAGACCGUCUCUGCUAACUUUUCAAAUGCUGGCCCAGGAGUCGUGGCUGGUGGUGGAGUUGGUGUUUAUGUUGAUGACGAAUUCGAUGGCGGUGAUAGUAGUGUACAAGAAUAUGGUUCUACGACUGUACUCUCGCCACCGGCUGUCGCACAAACAAAUUGUGCAGAUACUCUUGGUGUUACCGCCAAUAACUCUGGUUCAGGCGUGAAUAUCAACCAGCUACAACCAACAACUAUUGGGUCACAAGUUGCCUCCAUUCAGCUUCAGACGUCUUCAUCAAAUCAGCAGCCCUCGAAUUUUGACUCAGGGAUUGUUAGUUAUGUCUGCGAACAUGGAACUGUAGAACAGCCCACACUGCCUCCUCAAACGACUAUUUCAGACCCGCCAACAUUCCUUUCUCCUGCACCUCUACCUUCUAGUCUCUUCUUGACAGCUACAGAUUCGGACAACCAGAUGACUCUUCCUGCUGAAAUAGUAGAAGGAGAUUCGAUUCCUAUUGGUGGGGAAGAGUGUGGCGUUGCUGAUGGGGUUGAUGGGUUGAUUACAGAUGGAGAGAUUGGUGAAGUCAUCACUACAGCUGGUGUUCCUAUGGGUAAUCUCCCAAUCCGUUCGACAAUUCAAAUAUCCUCAAUUCCAACUCAAAAUCCGAUUGGAGAGGUUUGGAAUGCUUCAGCUAGUGUGAAUACGCCUCCUAGUGGAACUGAGCCGGUCAAAACCACCCUUGUGGCAGAGGAGCCAGCUUUAGAACCGGUAAAAGAGGAAAGUGAGGAAGAAAUGGAGUUGGAAGAGCGACUCCGUUCCCCUUCUCUAUCAUCUUCAACCCCUCCAAACUCUGGGCAACAUCCUCAGCCAUAG